This is a messenger RNA of Prunus dulcis (almond), 2168 nucleotides long. Its product is annotated as sodium/hydrogen exchanger 1-like. The coding region runs from base 282 to 1913 and encodes 543 amino acids. Lineage: Eukaryota; Viridiplantae; Streptophyta; Magnoliopsida; Rosales; Rosaceae. Gene Ontology annotation, biological process: sodium ion transport; proton transmembrane transport; regulation of pH. Gene Ontology annotation, molecular function: sodium:proton antiporter activity. The record is from RefSeq and is a predicted model, not a curated record. The transcript has 14 exons. Gene Ontology annotation, cellular component: membrane.
CACGCAGUGACACUUGACAAACUGCAGCAGCUGAAAAUAGAUUUCGUUGCAGGCGAUCCAAAUCCCAUCAUCAACUACCAUUCUUCCCUCCAUUUUUUUCUGGUCCACUCCUGGUCUUAAAUUCAAAGCCAAAACCAGCUACACAACACAAGCCUCAUAAGUUGUAGAAACUUGAUUCUUUUUUUCAUGAUCCAAACUCUCUUUCUCCUACCAUAUUCUCUCCAACUCUCAGAACCGACCAGGUGAAUGCCCACCAAUUCAGCUGCAAAAGAAACCCAAAAAUGGCAGCUCUUGAAUCCAUACAGUCUCAGUUGCCACUGCAAGAUUCCAUUUUCAGCACCAGCACUGUUACUGCAAUAUGUGUGUUCUUCACCCUCCUCUGCGCUUGCAUCAUAAUUGGUCAUUUGUUGGAAGAGAACCGAUGGGCCAAUGAAUCCAUCACUGCCCUUCUUUUGGGUUUGGUUGCUGGGCUUGUGGUGUUGCUGGUGACCAAGUUCCAGAGUUCGCGUAUUCUGAUCUUUAGUGAAGACUUGUUCUUCCUCUAUCUACUUCCCCCAAUCAUUUUCAACGCUGGUUUCCAGGUCAAGAAAAAGCAAUUUUUCAAGAACUUCACCACAAUUUUGUUAUUUGGAAUAGUUGGUACAGUAAUUUCUUUCUGCCUCAUAUCAUUAGGCGCCUAUUUUCUUUUCAAAAGAUUUGGUUUCACGACUCUGACCCUUCAAGAUUUCCUAGCUAUUGGUGCCAUAUUGUCAGCAACUGAUUCAGUUUGUACAUUGCAGGUUCUUAAUCAAGAUGAGACGCCCUUUCUUUACAGUGUCGUUUUCGGUGAGGGAGUAGUGAAUGAUGCUACCUCCAUUGUGCUUUUCAAUGCAGUACAAUCGCUAGACGUUAGCGACAUCGAUGCUCUUACAGCCUUGAAAUUGUUGGGGACUUUUCUUUACCUCUUCUUCACCAGUACUGCUCUUGGUAUAGCAGCGGGCCUACUUAGCGCUUAUAUCAUAAAAACACUUUACUUUGGAAGACAUUCUACAGAUCGUGAAUGUGCCCUCAUGAUGCUUAUGGCUUAUUUGUCAUACAUGCUGGCUGAGCUUAUGGGUCUCAGUGGGAUUUUGACCGUUUUCUUCUGUGGCAUAGUUAUGUCCCACUACACAUGGCACAACGUUACAGAAAGCUCAAGGAUAACAACCAAACAUGCAUUUGCAACAAUGUCAUUCAUUGCAGAAACGUUUAUAUUCCUUUAUGUUGGUAUGGAUGCCUUGGACAUUGACAAAUGGAAAGCCAGCAAUGCAAGUCCAGGAACUUCAGUUGGUGUCAGUUCACUGUUGUUUGCACUCGUAUUAAUCGGAAGGGCAGCAUUUGUUUUCCCAAUUGCAAACAUUACAAAUUGUUUUAAGAAAAGAGAGGGUACGAAAAUCGAGUUCCGUAACCAGUUUAUUAUGUGGUGGGCAGGCCUAAUGAGAGGUGCAGUCACUAUUGCUUUGUCAUACAACCAAUUUGCAGACAGCUCCGGUUCGACGUCGACAAGAGAUAGUUCCUUGAUGAUAACCAGUACCAUAAUUGUUGUUCUAUUCAGCACAGUGGUCUUUGGCUCCAUAACAAAGCCAUUAAUCUCAGCUCUGCUGUUGCAACAUGCAAAACCAAACAUUUCAGAUGCAACUGAUAUCCCGAGUCUAGAAGACUUAAGGCUUCUGUUCCUGGAACCAGGUGAGCCAAGUGGGGAAGGCAACAGCCAGCCAGCCAGAAAGGGAAGUAGCUUCAGGCUGCUGAUGACUCAUCCAACUUCAACUGUUCACUACUUGUGGAGAAAAUUUGAUGACAAGUUCAUGAGACCGGUGUUCGGUGGACGGGGUUUUGUUCCAUUUGUUCCUGGUUCACCAAGUGGUGCAGCAGAAGCUGCAGAACAUACUCCUUGAAAUCAAAGGCUAAAUAAUAUACAGUAAAAGUAAUUAUUCUAAUUAUUUUUUUAUUUUUUUGAUGCACAAAUAAACUUAUUAGGAGCUUGUUGUUCUUGUCUGUAUGUAAAGUGAGAGAGUGGGGCUGGUGCUGUAGUUAGAACAUUUGAGCAAAGUUUCCUCCUCUUUCUUUCUUAAAUUUGGAAAUAGAAAUGCCAAUAGUUUUCAAAUUGUAUUAUAGUCAAUUUACUCACAAUAUAAGUGCUUGAACUUCCU